AUGAAGCCGUCGCUGACCAUCAGCGUUUGGCUCAUACAGGGAGUGCUGUGCAUGAUAGAGUUCUUUACCCCCGAUGAAUUGAGGUACACAUUCGGAGUUACUGAGCAUGGAAAAGUCCCAGUUUAUUCUGAAUUUUUUCCCGUCCUUAAACAUCAUCCAGAUGGUACCUUGGAUAGCCUGUCAGUUGAGGUCAAUAACAAACAUCACACUUUCAAAUUAGAAGCAACACUACAAGAAUUGUUAGGAGAACACUUCACUGUUGUUUACCGAGACGAGAAACACGGAGGGCAGUUGAUUCUAAACCCCAAGCCUGCCAGUUGCCAUUACCGGUAUGUCUCAAACGAAACGCAUGUCGCGAUUAGUAAUUGUGAUGGUCGAAUAAGAGGAACAAUAAUUAACAGCAAUGGUAUUCAUGUGAUAAAUCCAUUUCCUGACAGACACGCUCAUCGAGCAAAAAGAGGCGUAAACAGUGAUAAUGGAGUCCAUGUCGUUUUCAAACGAGAAGCCGUAGCAAGUGUUGUUGAUUUCUGUGGAUUAGACAAUGUAGUAACUGAAGAGCAACUCACCGAAGAUGAAUCAGCCAUUUUCGAAGAUGUGUUUGUUACUGGACAACGUCUACAACAAGCGAGCGAUUUGGUGGUCGAACUCGCUGUUUUUAUCGAUGAGACACUAUGGAGACAUUUUAGUAACAAAUACGCAGGACAAGCUCACACCAAACUGCAGGACUACAUGUUGACUUUACUAAACAAUAUCCAAAUCAUGUACUAUCAGCCUUCAGCGUCUCCGCCAUUGACGUUCCGAGUUAUUCGCUACGAAGUUCUUACAAGUCAGCCCAAUUUGAUCGCUGGAAGUACACAUAACCAUGGAAAUGCUCAAAUGUAUCUCGACCGUUUUUGUCGUUACCAACGUAACUUGGGCAUCCGCGAUUGGGAUCAUGCUAUAAUGUUAACAGGGUACGACAUUCAUCGUGGAGCAGGUUCGAGAUCUAUUUCUGGGAUUGCGCGGCUUGAUGGCAUGUGCGAUCCCUGGAACACCUGUACCCUAGCUGAAGGCCUCGACUUCACGUCAGCCUUCAUUGGCACUCACGAACUCGGUCAUAGUGUUGGAAUGAGGCACGACGAACCUUACUGUCCAUCGAAGCACAUAAUGAGCUCUUCUUUGGGACCAGGCAAAGUGACGUGGUCGACGUGUUCUCUCAGAGAUUAUCACCAGUUUUUACAACGACUCGACGCUCGUGGCAAGAACUGUCUCCGGGUUUCUAACAUGCCAACGAAGUUAACGAUACCAACCAAUACAAAACCUGGACAGAUUUACGAUGCGAAUUUGCAGUGUGAACUCAUGCAUGGACCAGGUUACCAACAGGUGACACCACGACAGGAUGCCUUUGAUGGAAUUUGCUAUAUGAUGUGGUGUGGCCAGUCUUCAUUUGGCCGGAUCAUAACCUCUCAUCCUGCCCUUGAAGGGACAUUUUGUGGGUCAAAUAAAUGGUGCCAGCUCGGUAGAUGUGUGCCGUGGAGUGGAAACCAGAUUUCUGCAACGACUUCUCCCUUGGCGAACAUGAAGACACUUCCACCGCUUCCACAAAUGACGACUAACCCUGCGUGGACAUUUCCUAAAAAAGUGGAUGGAGGAUUUUCAGUCUGGUCAACUCCCAACUGUAAUCAGUGCACAUGCAAUCCUAUCAUUGACGGAGUUGGCCUUGCUAUUUCGCGAAGAACUUGCUCGAAUCCAUUUCCAGCUAAUGGUGGUGAAGAUUGCUCGGGGUCUACCAUCCGCGCAAUUGUUUGCAACAAAUCAUGUCCAAAGCAGAUGCGAACAGUAGAUGAGUACAUCACGGAAAAGUGUACGGAACACAAAAAUCUCAAAAACGACCAAGAUCUUACCGGUUCUGGGAGCCAGCUCAAUCGUUUCCCUCAAAGAGCAUGCAAGGUAUUCUGUGACGUUGCGAAUCGUCUCGGAGGACAAAGAAACUAUCGAUUUUUUGGCGAUAACCUGCCUGACGGUACUUCUUGUGGUUACGACCGCUACUGUCUUGAUGGCGAAUGUUUGCCUCUCUCGUGUUCAAACAAUGCCUUAAUCGGCCGUGAUAUAUCCUGUCCCACUGAAAAUUGUUCAAACGAUACUCUCCACUUUGUGAAAGGAGAAUGGGGACAAUGGAGUCUCUGGACAACGUGCACAGUUACUUGCGGCGGAGGCUACCGGAAAAGGUCACGUAGUUGUUCUGUGAAAGGACGCUGUGAUGGUGCCGAAACAGAAACAGAACAAUGUUCAACUGCAACUUGUCCAACUAUUGUAGUCACGGAUGGAUCACGUUGGACAAGUUGGACUGAGUGGAACCAUUGUUCGGUGUCGUGUGGACGAGGAUCACAAGCACGUUACCGAAAAUGCGUCACUGCUCAAAGUUUGCUUGCCUUUGAUUGUCCUGACACGAACAUAGAAGUUCGUGCAUGUGAUGCUGGUACGUGCACCGGAGUCGGGGUUUGGGCAUCUUGGACGGAAUGGAGCACUUGUUCAACAUCUUGUGGUCCUGGAACCAUGGUUCGCAAUCGAGGAUGUCAUAAGGAGCCAUGCGACGGAUCGGCACAUGAAAGAAGGUCAUGUAAUAUGGUCGUUUGCGUGUCACCUUCAGGUCAGUGGACUCAGUGGAAUGAGUGGUCAGAGUGUAGUCGACUUUGCGGCCGUGGCAUCCGUUCAAGAAGCAGGAGUUGUUACGGAUCUGGAUGUUUUGGUAUUGGCAGUGAUCAGUCGUUUUGCAAUGAGCACUCCUGCGAAGGUAGUGUUGGUGAAUGGGCUACAUGGUCGUCUUGGAGUCAGUGCUCUGCAACCUGUGGAGCCGGUGUGAAGAGGCGAACCCGCUACUGCAGAUCAGGCAGUUGUCCUGGAAACUACAAGGAAUCUGCCAUUUGCAAUGACCGUGAAUGUGAAAGUCGCAACGCUGCCUGGGGAGGGUGGGGGUACUGGUCCACUUGCAGCGAAACAUGCGGAGAGGGAGUCCGGAAACGAGUGAGAAAAUGUUACGGCAGCGGUCAAUGUGGGGGCAAUGAGUACGAGAAACAGUCGUGCUUCGUGCGCGCAUGCGACAAAAUAUAG
Necator americanus (New World hookworm) is the source of this 3090-nucleotide messenger RNA. RefSeq lists its product as uncharacterized. Gene Ontology annotation, cellular component: extracellular matrix. Lineage: Eukaryota; Metazoa; Nematoda; Chromadorea; Rhabditida; Ancylostomatidae. The coding region runs from base 1 to 3090 and encodes 1029 amino acids. Gene Ontology annotation, biological process: extracellular matrix organization; proteolysis. The record is from RefSeq and is a predicted model, not a curated record. The transcript has 23 exons. Gene Ontology annotation, molecular function: metalloendopeptidase activity.